CUUCCGUCGCUUUCGGUUAAAAGUCGAGUUUUCACACGCGCGAGCGGAUCCACGGUGAUCCGCGUUUCACACGUAGGCCGAUCGGAUCGAUUGGACCAUGAAUUCGUGGUGGUGUAGUGGGAUAUUAUGCUAAUUGGCUUUGCGCUCAGGAUGCGGGAGGAAGAGCUCGAGAUAUCACUCAAGGUGGUGAUAGUAGGCAACGGCGCCGUGGGGAAGUCGUCGAUGAUCCAAAGGUUCUGCAAAGGCACAUACACGAGGGAUUACAAGAAGACCAUCGGCGUUGACUUCCUGGAGCGUGAGAUCGAAGUCGACGGCGAGGAUGUGAGACUGAUGCUGUGGGACACCGCGGGGCAGGAGGAGUUUGACGCGAUUACGGCGGCUUAUUAUCGCGGCGCUCACGCCUGUGUCCUCGCUUACUCGGCCACCGACAGGGAUUCCUUCGACGCGAUUCCGUCGUGGAAGCUUAAGGUGGAGAACGAGUGCGGAGAGAUCCCCACGGUCCUGGUGCAAAAUAAGAUCGACCUCGUCGACCAAUGCGUGAUUGAUCCGGACGAGGCCGAGAGACUCGGCCGCGCCUUGGGCUGCAAACUCCUGCGAACGUCUGUGAAAGAAGACAUCGGCGUGAUGAGCGUCUUCCGACAUUUGGCGUCACGAUGUCUGCACGAGAUGCGCCGCUCCGACGACGAUUAUCAGGACGACCUGCGACUGUACUCCGCGGAGCCCAGGUCUCCUGCAGUCAUCAGUGCAUUUAAUCCGGACGGCUCGAUGUGCGGCCGCAACGCCGGUAACGGCACGAUAAUUCUGCGACCGGGCGGCAAGACGAAGAGCCACAAGAAGCGGAAUUUCGUGAAGAACGCUUGCAGACUUUUGUAGCGAUUUCUUUCGUGUAACGUUACACACGACGCGCGUGCACACACAUACAUUCAUAC
Messenger RNA from Harpegnathos saltator (Jerdon's jumping ant), 929 nucleotides. RefSeq names its product RAS oncogene family member Rab23 (gene Rab23). Gene Ontology annotation, molecular function: GTP binding; GTPase activity. Bases 127 to 873 code for a protein of 248 amino acids. The transcript is spliced from 6 exons. Lineage: Eukaryota; Metazoa; Arthropoda; Insecta; Hymenoptera; Formicidae. The record is from RefSeq and is a predicted model, not a curated record.